AUCUGUAGUAGACGUUCUGGCACACACGCACACAAACACACACUUGGGCACACUGUUGACAGGUCUAUCUUUGUGUGGCAUCCUACUCACUCCCUCAUUGCCAUAACAACCGAAGGCAUUAGCAUGAUUCAAUAAAACAUCCGGGUGUAGAUUAUAUGCUUCAGUUGUAUGGCGCGUUUAGCAAGAGUAGGUUGUAUUUUGAGGGGCUAGACGGCGACUACUGUGCUUGUUUUGUCUGGUGGAGGGUGACAUAGCCUAUACAGGGUUACCCCUGAACAAUUUAGGUUUCUUACGUCAACUGUUUAAGCCGUGAGUAUAAACGAAUGUUACAGUGAAGUCGCGUGGUCCCGUUUGGUACGUGCUGAUAGAGUGAGUGAGAGUCGAGAGAGAGAGAGAGUGCAGGGCGACCCGAGGCGACGGUGACAUUUCCACCGUUGAAAGCCGGCAAGAGAACAUCAUCGCCCGCGCGGUGACUUUGAUGCGCGUGGCUGUGCUCGUCAGAGGGGAGUGGAAUCCAAAGCGUGGGAAAGAAGCAAGCGGCAGCUUCUUCUCCGGGGGAUCUGAAACUGUUCGAAGCAUCUACGGCUUUUCCCGUUUGCACCAUGGCGCGGGAGAACGGAGACUCCGGGAAAUGCUCGUGGAAAAAGCAAGUGGAUGACAUCAAGAAGAUAUUUGAAUUCAAGGAGAUCCUCGGAACAGGUGCGUUCUCAGAGGUGGUGCUGGCCCAGGAUAGAGCCACAGGUCACAUGUAUGCAGUGAAGUGCAUUCCCAAGAAGGCCCUGAAGGGGAAAGAGAGCAGCAUUGAGAACGAAAUCGCCGUCCUCCGCAGGAUUAAGCAUGAGAACAUCGUGGCUCUGGACGACAUAUACGAGAGUUCCAACCAUCUGUACCUGAUCAUGCAGCUGGUGUCUGGGGGAGAGCUGUUCGACCGCAUCGUGGAGAAAGGCUUCUACACAGAGAAAGAUGCAAGCACACUUAUCAAACAAGUGCUGGACGCAGUCAACUACCUCCACAAGAUGGGCAUCGUGCACAGAGACCUGAAGCCGGAGAACCUGCUUUACUACAAUGCCCAGGACUGUUCUAAGAUCAUGAUCAGCGACUUUGGCCUGUCUAAGAUGGAGGGCACAGGGGAUGUCAUGUCCACAGCCUGCGGCACUCCAGGAUAUGUUGCUCCAGAGGUGCUGGCACAGAAGCCGUACAGUAAGGCGGUGGACUGCUGGUCCAUCGGAGUCAUCGCCUACAUCUUGUUGUGUGGGUACCCUCCUUUCUACGAUGAGAAUGACUCCAAACUCUUUGAACAGAUUCUCAAAGCCGACUAUGAGUUUGAUGCACCUUACUGGGAUGAUAUAUCUGACUCAGCUAAAGACUUCAUAAACAGUUUAAUGGAGAAGGACCCGGCCAAGAGGUACACAUGUGACCAAGCGCUUCGGCACCCCUGGAUUUCUGGGGACACAGCUCUGUGCAAAAACAUCCACGAGUCCGUCAGCAGAAAUAUGCGCAAGAACUUUGCCAAAAGCAAAUGGAGACAAGCAUUCAAUGCCACGGCGGUGGUGCGGCACAUGCGGAGGCUGCAGCUGGGCAGUAGCAUGGGCAGCAGCAUGGGCAGCAGCAUGGAUGGGCCGCACCCGGCCGGCACCAACCCGACCCGAAGCCAAAGCCAAACGCAAAGCCAGAGCCAAACACCAAACCAGACGCAGGCCCAGACCAAGACGUCUGACCCGAUGACACCAAACCAGAACCAGAGCCCAGAUGCCGCUGGGCAGAGCCAGAACGCCGUGCUUCUCAAGAGUCCUGCCGUAGAUGCCACUUCUGCGCCCUGCAAGGACUGUCCCGCCCCUUCCUCCACCCCCUGCAGUCUGGCCUCUGCUGCUUCCUCCACUGCUGCAGGGGUGGAGUCCUGCCGACCACGCCCUUCCACUGUCGCCACGGUGAUCACGGGGCCCAAGUGACGCCAGGUCCUGCGGGGAGAGAGCUGGGAGGCGACCGCACUGUGAGCCUCGUCGCCCAACCCACUCCCCGCCCUGCCGCGGAGAGGCAGAGGACUGUCUGAUUGCCAUAGCUCACCACACACACACACACACACACACACACACACACACACACACACACACACACGAAUACAUACAGACACAGAACACAUGCACAUAGAUUCACACACACAUGCUGUUUGCAGAUAUUUUGUUGACAAACAGCAGGGGGCAAUUUAUAUUGCUGCUGGUUUUGCAGGUCCAUUGAGCUGUGUGUGUGUUUAUGGGUGCAGGCUACCUGGUUGUAUAAUUGUGUGUGUGUGUGUGUGCGUGUGUUUGUGUGUGAGAUAGUGUUCAGGAGCCAGUGUUGUCAUGACACGUAAACGUACUUCUCUUCUUUGUCAUUUUUCAUCUCCAGUUCUACCUUUCCAACUCAGUUUUUCUAUUCCUUUUCAGUUGUGCUUCUCCUUUUGCGCUCUUUUAUCUCUACUUCUUUCUGUUGUUUUCCUCAGACUCCUUGUUGUUGCUUUAUGCAUACGUGUCGCUAAAGUGCUUUACGAGUUCCAAAACGACUGUUGAGUGCUGUAUCCUGAGUCUGGGCGUUUUGUCCUAUUUGCACAGGAGAUGUAGAAGUGAUGUGUGUAUACAGCUACGAGUCACACUAGUCAAAGUGGAGUUGACUUGUCUACAGUAUAUGAUGGAGAAAUAGAUUGUCAAACAGUUUAAAAAAAAUAUAUCCCCUCUUCAGAGUGAGGAGGUGUCAGAGCAUUGUAUAAUUUUGUCGUUAAUGGAAACAUGCAAUAUGUUUUAAUUAUUUUCUUACUUGACAAGACUCUUUUUUGUAAAAAGCACUCUCCUCUAGGACAGGGCAGACAGCAUAGCGCUACGCUGUGUGGUGUUUCUGCAGGGUGAUUGAUCUGCAGGGUGAUUGAUCAGGUUUGAGCUCUCUCUCUUGGUCUGUUCUGCUGCAGAAUGGCAUUUUGAUCCAUUAGUCAAGUGUUUUUCGUUUUUUUUUUACUUGAAAGAUGGUAGAACUGUUAACCCCUCAGAAGCGCUCUUCCCCAGCCCCCCCCCCCC
Molecule: messenger RNA, 3044 nt
Organism: Clupea harengus (Atlantic herring)
Lineage: Eukaryota; Metazoa; Chordata; Actinopteri; Clupeiformes; Clupeidae
Gene: camk1da
Product: calcium/calmodulin dependent protein kinase IDa
Biological process (GO): protein phosphorylation
Molecular function (GO): ATP binding; protein kinase activity
Source: RefSeq, a predicted model, not a curated record